Messenger RNA from Myotis myotis, 2296 nucleotides. Its product is annotated as cyclin-dependent kinase 11B-like. Gene Ontology annotation, molecular function: cyclin-dependent protein serine/threonine kinase activity; ATP binding. The transcript has a single exon. Gene Ontology annotation, cellular component: nucleus. NCBI's taxonomy places the organism in Eukaryota, Metazoa, Chordata, Mammalia, Chiroptera, Vespertilionidae. The record is from RefSeq and is a predicted model, not a curated record. The coding region runs from base 1 to 2244 and encodes 747 amino acids. Gene Ontology annotation, biological process: protein phosphorylation; regulation of mitotic cell cycle.
AUGGGUGAUGCAAAGGACUCUUGGAAAGUGAAGACCUUAGAUGAGAUUCUCCAGGAAAAGAAGCGACGGAAGGAGCAAGAGGAGAAGGCGGAGGUAAAGCGCUUAAAAGAUUCUGAAGACUGGGAUUCCCUGGAGGAGGGGGAGCUGAGGGACCACCGCAUGGAGAUCGCCAUCAGGAGCUCGCCCUACAGGAGGGAGGGCUCCAUGGAGGACAGAGGAGAGGACGAUGAUUCUCUGGCUAUCAAACCACCCCAGCAAAUGUCACGGAAAGAAAAAGCUCAUCACAGCGAAGAUGAGAAGAGAAAAGAGAAACGCAGGCAUCGUAGUCAUUCAGCAGAAGGGGGCAAGCACGCCAGAGUGAAGGAGACGCAGAGGGAGAGGGAGCACGAGCGCCGGAAGCAGCACCGAGAGGAGCGGGACGAAGCCCGCCGGGAGUGGGAGAGGCUGAAGCGGCGGGAGAUGGCGAGAGAGCAUUUCCGGGGAGAGAGGGACCGAGAGAGGGAGCGCCUGGAGCAGCUGGAAAGGGGGCGGGGGCGGGGGCGGGAGCGGAGGCUGCGGGAGGCCCGGAGGGAAGCCUCUGCACGGCGCCGAGCAGUGCGAGAGGACCAGGGCGAUAAAGUGAAGGCCAGCCACCGGAGCCGCAGCCCGCCCCGACCUCCGCGGGAGAGGUUUGAGCUGGGAGACGGCCGGAAGCCAGUGAAAGAAGAGAAGGUGGAAGAGAGAGGCCUGCUGUCUGUCCUACAAGGCAUCAGGGACAACAAGCGGAAGACCAGCUCGGCCGAGUCCUCAGCGGAAUCAGGGUCGGGUUCUAAGGAGGAGGAAGCGGAGGUGGAGGAGGGGAGCAGCAGUGAAGAAUCAGAGGAGGAAGAGGAGACUGGGAGCAACCCCGAGGACGUGUCUGGACAGUCGGCAGAGGAGGUGAGUGAGGAAGAAAUGAGUGAAGACGGAGAGGGAGAGGCUGAGAACCACAUCCUCGUUGAUCGAUUUGACCGAGGUUCCGGGGACAGUGAAGAAGGGGAGGAAGAGGUGGGCGAGGGCACCCCCCACAGCACCGCCCUGACGGAAGGCGAGUUCGUGCCCGACUCCCCAGCCCUGUUGCCCAUCGAGCCCAAGCAGGAGCUGCCCAAGUACCUGCCCGCCCUGCAGGGCUGUCGCAGUGUGGAGGAGUUCCAGUGCCUGAACAGGAUUGAGGAGGGCACCUACGGGGUGGUGUACAGAGCAAAGGACAAGAAGACAGGUGAGAUUGUGGCUCUGAAGCGGCUGAAAAUGGAGAAGGAGAAGGAAGGCUUUCCGAUCACGUCGCUGAGGGAGAUCAGCACCAUUCUCAAGGCGCAGCACCCCAACAUCGUGACGGUCAGGGAGAUCGUCGUGGGCAGCAACAUGGACAAGAUUUACAUUGUGAUGAACUACGUGGAGCAUGACCUCAAGAGCCUGAUGGAGACCAUGAAGCAGCCUUUCCUGCCAGGGGAGGUGAAGACACUGAUGAUCCAGCUGCUGUGCGGAGUGAAGCACCUGCACGACAACUGGAUCCUGCACCGAGACCUCAAGACCUCCAACCUGCUGCUGAGCCACGCCGGCAUCCUGAAGGUGGGCGACUUUGGGCUGGCGCGGGAGUACGGGUCCCCUCUGAAGGCCUACACCCCUGUUGUCGUGACCUUGUGGUACCGUGCCCCAGAGCUGCUGCUGGGGGCCAAGGAGUACUCCACGGCUGUGGACAUGUGGUCUGUGGGCUGCAUCUUUGGGGAGCUGCUGACACAGAAACCACUGUUCCCAGGGAAGUCGGAGAUUGAUCAGAUCAACAAAGUGUUUAAGAACCUGGGGACGCCCAGUGAGAAGAUCUGGCCCGGCUACAACCAGCUGCCCGCCGUGAAGAAGAUGACCUUCACCGAGUACCCUUACAACAACCUGCGCAAGCGCUUCGGGGCACUGCUCUCCGACCAGGGCUUUGACCUCAUGAACAAGUUCCUGACCUACUUUCCUGAGCGGAGGGUCAGCGCAGAGGACGCUCUCAAGCACGAGUAUUUCCACGAGACCCCCCUCCCCAUCGACCCCUCAAUGUUCCCCACGUGGCCCGCCAAGAGUGAACAGCAAAGGGUGAAGCGUGGCCCCAGCCCGAGACCCCCCGAGGGAGGCCUCGGCUACAGCCAGCUGGGUGACGAUGACCUGAAGGAGACUGGCUUCCACCUCACCACCACCAACCAGGGGGCCUCAGCCACAGGCCCUGGCUUCAGCCUCAAGUUCUGAGAUUCAGAGUGGACCCCAGAAACAGCGGGACCAGGGGCAGGAGCAGAGGCAG